AUGACAAAUAUUCACAGUUAUAUGGCAAAUCAUAAAAAAUCGCAAAAUGAUAAAACGACGCUUCCGUUUAUUGUCUUACAGACCGAAAAGAGAAACGUAGGAAUGAAGGAAGUUAUGCAAAGUGCACCAUGGGAUAUUUGUGAGGAAAGAUAUGAAUGCACACCCAGUCAAACAACCCUUUUCCGAUGUCGAAAUCUAUCUGUUACAAUAUUUAUUGCGCAAUGUUUCACACUUCAGACUCAAUUUCAGAUCGAAUAUGAUGACGACUUUGCAACGACUCGAGUUGUUUUGAUGAAACAUUCUCAUGGUGAAAGAAAAUCCUUAAGCAAGCAUAGGAUGAAGUUUAGCGCACAAUCUCAGCAAUUGGGAAACUGUAGGUUACCAUUAUUUUCAGGAAAUUCACUACUUUGCCUUCACAAUACUUUUAGUUGA
This is a messenger RNA of Clunio marinus, 432 nucleotides long. NCBI's taxonomy places the organism in Eukaryota, Metazoa, Arthropoda, Insecta, Diptera, Chironomidae. The record is from the annotation of a GenBank genome assembly.